CUCCCUGCCUCCCUCCCUCGUCAUGUUUCCCCUCUGACAAGGGGCCGCCGCCACCACCACCUUCUCCUCUGCAGCCGCCGGAGGAGAGGACGCCCCCCGCCACCGCCCGGCUGGGACUCGCCCCGCGGCCCCGCCAGCCUUGCCCGGAGCGGACCCGGGACUAAUGGCUGAAAAAUAACCAAAUAUGGCAGCUAUGGUACCACCUGUGAAGCUGAAAUGGCUGGAACAUCUGAACAGCUCUUGGAUCACUGAAGAUAGUGAAUCUAUCGCUACAAGGGAGGGCGUCUCGGUCUUGUAUGCUAAAUUAGUCAGUAAUAAAGAAGUCGUUCCAUUGCCUCAGCAGGUUCUCUGCCUCAAAGGGCCUCAGUUACCAGAUUUUGAACGCGAAUCCUUGUCAAGCGAUGAACAGGACCAUUACUUGGAUGCCCUUCUUAGCAGCCAGCUGGCUCUGGCUAAGAUGGUGUGCUCAGACUCUCCCUUUGCUGGGGCUCUUCGCAAACGUUUGCUUGUUUUACAGCGUAUCUUUUAUGCACUUUCUAAUAAAUAUCACGAUAAAGGCAAAGUGAAACAGCAACAGCAUUCUCCAGAAAGCAGUUCUGGGUCAACAGACAUCCAUUCUGUCAGCGAGCGGCCUCGGUCAAGUACAGAUGCCCUUAUAGAAAUGGGGGUCCGGACUGGACUAAGCCUGUUGUUUGCACUACUACGGCAAAGUUGGAUGAUGCCUGCUUCAGGACCUGGGCUCAACCUUUGCAAUGAUGUCAUCCAUACUGCAAUAGAGGUAGUGAGCUCCUUACCACCUUUGUCUCUAGCGAACGAAAGUAAAAUCCCACCAAUGGGCCUGGACUGCCUGUCUCAAGUCACGACUUUUCUUAAAGGAGUAACAAUUCCCAACUCUGGAGCGGAUACUCUUGGCCGAAGGCUAGCUUCUGAGCUGCUGCUUGGCUUGGCUGCUCAACGUGGCUCCCUGCGGUAUCUCUUGGAAUGGAUCGAGAUGGCCCUGGGUGCGUCGGCUGUGGUGAACACCAUGGAGAAGAGCAAAAUGCUGCCCACGCAGGAGGGGAUGAUUGGCUUUGAUUGUUUCAUGAAUAUAUUGAUGCAAAUGAGGCGAUCGUUGGGAUCAUCUGCUGAUCGAAGUCAGUGGAGGGAGCCAACAAGAACUUCAGAAGGCGUCUGUUCUCUUUAUGAGGCAGCUUUAUGCCUCUUUGAGGAGGUUUGUCGCAUGGCGUCAGACUACUCGAGGACAUGUGCUAGCCCAGACAGCAUUCAGACUGGCGAUGCUCCUAUUGUUUCUGAGACCUGUGAAGUGUAUGUUUGGGGCAGCAACAGCAGCCACCAGCUUGUGGAAGGAACGCAAGAGAAAAUCCUUCAGCCCAAGUUGGCUCCAAGUUUUUCUGAUGCUCAGACAAUUGAAGCUGGCCAGUACUGUACUUUUGUAAUAUCUACGGAUGGCUCUGUACGGGCCUGUGGCAAAGGCAGUUAUGGCAGGCUAGGCCUGGGCGAUUCCAACAAUCAAUCUACUUUGAAAAAACUGACUUUUGAGCCUCACAGAUCGAUCAAAAAGGUCUCCUCAUCCAAAGGCUCCGAUGGCCACACACUGGCGUUCACAACAGAAGGAGAAGUCUUCAGCUGGGGUGAUGGAGACUAUGGAAAACUGGGCCAUGGAAACAGUUCUACACAGAAAUAUCCAAAACUUAUUCAGGGCCCUUUGCAAGGAAAGGUAGUUGUAUGUGUAUCUGCAGGAUACAGACACAGUGCUGCUGUAACGGAAGAUGGCGAAUUAUAUACCUGGGGUGAAGGAGACUUUGGUAGACUAGGUCAUGGUGACAGCAACAGCCGUAACAUUCCAACAUUAGUGAAAGAUAUUAGCAACGUAGGAGAGGUUUCAUGUGGUAGCUCACAUACUAUAGCUUUAUCCAAAGAUGGGCGGACUGUUUGGUCAUUUGGAGGAGGAGAUAACGGCAAACUUGGUCAUGGUGACACCAACAGAGUGUAUAAACCAAAAGUUAUAGAAGCCCUUCAGGGGAUGUUCAUACGGAAAGUUUGUGCUGGAAGUCAAUCUUCACUUGCUCUAACCUCAACAGGGCAGGUGUAUGCCUGGGGCUGCGGGGCGUGCCUGGGAUGUGGCUCUUCGGAAGCGACAGCGCUCAGGCCCAAGCUGAUUGAAGAGCUGGCCGCCACACGGAUCGUGGACAUUUCCAUUGGGGACAGCCAUUGUCUGGCGCUUUCUCAUGAUAAUGAAGUCUAUGCUUGGGGUAACAACUCCAUGGGGCAGUGUGGCCAAGGAAAUUCCACAGGGCCCAUUACUAAGCCAAAGAAAGUGAGUGGCUUAGAUGGAGUUGCCAUUCAACAGAUUUCAGCUGGAACGUCCCAUAGUCUGGCCUGGACAGCCCUUCCCAGAGACCGACAAGUGGUUGCCUGGCAUAGACCUUACUGUGUGGAUCUUGAAGAAAGUACCUUCUCCCAUCUCCGUUCUUUCCUUGAGCAGUAUUGUGACAAGAUCAACAGUGAGAUUCCUCCACUUCCUUUCCCUUCCUCAAGGGAGCACCACAAUUUCCUGAAGUUAUGUCUGAAAUUGCUCUCCAACCACCUUGCUCUUGCUCUCGCUGGUGGAGUUGCAACAAGCAUUCUCGGAAGGCAGGCUGGCCCGCUUCGGAAUUUGUUAUUUAGACUGAUGGACUCUUCUGUCCCAGACGAAAUCCAGGAGGUUGUAAUUGAAACUCUGUCAGUGGGGGCAACAAUGCUGCUGCCUCCCUUGAGAGAGAGGAUGGAGCUGCUCCACUCACUCCUGCCCCAAGGUCCUGACAGAUGGGAGAGCCUCUCCAAAGGGCAGCGAAUGCAGCUGGAUAUAAUUCUGACGAGUUUGCAGGACCAUACGCAUGUAGCCUCCUUGCUUGGCUAUAGCUCACCAUCUGAUGCCACAGAUGUUACCUCACUCUGUAUUAGCUAUGGAAAUAUCUCUGAUCCUACAUAUGGUGCCCAAGGUAACCAUCCAGACACUCAUCUGGCUGAAAUUUUAAUGAAGACUCUUCUGCGAAAUUUAGGAUUUUAUACAGAUCAAGCGUUUGGAGAGCUGGAAAAAAACAGUGACAAGUUUUUGCUUGGAACAUCGUCAUCAGAAAACAGCCAGCCUGCUCAUCUUCAUGAAUUGCUGUGUUCCCUGCAGAAACAACUUCUAGCAUAUUGUCAUAUCAACAGUGUUAGUGAGAAUUCAAGUAGUGUUGCACUUCUGCACAAGCACCUUCAGCUUUUACUGCCUCAUGCUACAGAUAUUUAUUUCCGCUCUGCUACUCUGCUUAAAGAGAGUUCUUGGAAUGGUAGUGUUGGGGAAAAACUAAGAGAUGUGAUCUACGUGUCUGCCGCAGGAAGCAUGCUUUGCCAGAUUGUUAACUCCUUGUUACUGCUGCCUGUGUCAGUAGCCCGACCUUUACUGAGCUACUUGCUAGAUCUGUUGCCACCUUUGGAUCGCCUUAACAGACUGUUGCCAGCUGCUGUUCUUUUAGAAGAUCAGGAGUUACAGUGGCCUCUUCAUGGAGGGCCUGAACUGGUUGAUCCUGCUGGAGUGCCCUUACCGCAGCCUGCCCAGUCGUGGGUGUGGCUUGUUGACCUUGAGAGAACUGUGGCUCUGCUGAUUGGGCGAUGUCUUGGUGGUAUGCUUCAAGGCUCUCCUGUGUCCCCCGAGGAGCAAGAUACUGCUUACUGGUUGAAAACACCGUUGUUUAGUGAUGGAGUUGAAAUGGAUAUUCCACAGUUAGACAAGUCCAUGAGUUCCCUGUUGGAGGUUGCCCUCUCUGGAAAUGAAGAACAAAAGCCCUUUGAUUACAAGCUCCGUCCAGAAAUCUCAGUCUUUGUGGAUCUGGCAUUAGGUUGUGCAAAGGAACCUGCUCGCAGCCUCUGGAUCAGUAUGCAAGACUACGCAGUUAGUAAAGAUUGGGACAGUGCCACCUUAAGUAAUGAGUCACUUUUGGAUACUGUGUCUAGAUUUGUUCUGGCUGCCCUUCUGAAACACACAAAUUUGCUUAGUCAAGCAAGUGGCGAAAGCAGGUAUCAGCCUGGCAAAGCCUUAGUAGAAGUCUAUCGGUGUGUAUAUAAAGUGCGGAGUCGUUUGCUUGCUUGCAAGAACUUGGAACUUAUUCAGACUAGGUCAUCCUCGAGAGAUAGAUGGAUGUCAGAAAAUCCAGAGUCUUCAGACAUUGAUGCUCAGGAACACUCUUUUACCCGGACUAUUGAUGAAGAAGCAGAGCUGGAAGAGCAAGCGGAAAGAGAGAGAGAAGAAGGACACCUGGAACAAGAAGAUGAAGAAGAAGAGCGAGAACAUGAAGUUAUGACAGCUGGCAAAAUAUUUCAAUGUUUCCUAUCAGCCCGUGAAGUAGCUCGCAGUCGAGACCGAGAGAGAAUAAAUAGUGGGGUUGGGGCUCGAGCUGAUGAGCAGCCCCCUCAGUCCCAGCAAGAGCGACGCGUCAGCAGAGAUCUCCCCGAGGGCCAAGAUGUGUACACGGCUGCGUGCAACUCCGUGAUUCAUCGGUGCGCCUUGAUGAUUUUGGGAGUCAGCCCCGUUAUUGAGGAGCUGCAGAAGCGGAGGGAGGAAGGGCAAGUGCAUCUGCCUUCGACCGGCACUUCAGAAGGGGUUGGAUUGAUGACAAGAAGUGAAAGCCUGACUGCAGAGAGCCGCUCCAUCUAUUCCAGUUCAAGUUACAAACUGAUAAAAUCAAGGAGUGAAUCAGAUCUAUCUCAGCCUGAGUCGGAUGAAGAGGGUUACUCACUGAGUGGAAGGCAAAAUGUGGAUUUGGACUUGGCAUCAUCCCACAGAAAGAGGGUGUGUUUACUCCUUUUUGGCCAGUUGAGCCCCAGAAAAAAGAAGAGCUUCAAGCAAGUACAUGAUGGCGCAGUCCACAGCCCAAUCGAAGCUCUGAGCGAUUCGUGGACUCGGCUGAAACACAGCAGAGAUUGGCUCUAUACCUCCUCUUGUUCAUUUGGAGAGUCUGAUUUUGAUUUUACAAAGUCUGUUGGAGUUCAUACUUUGAUUGAAAAUGUCAUUAGCUUUGUAAGUGGAGAUGUGGGAAGCUCCCCGGGCUUUAAGGAGCCCGAAGAAAGUAUGUCCACGAGCCCGCAGGCGUACCUCACUGCAAUGGAGCAGCAGCAGCAGCGAGCAGAGCUGCGUUUGGAGGCACUUCAUCAGAUCCUUGUGUUGCUUUCUGGGAUGGAAGAAAAAGGCAGCACUCCGUCGUCAGGAGCCCGCCAAGGCCCCGAGUUCCAGUCUUCCUCACUUCUCACUUCUGUGAGGCUGCAGUUCCUAGCUGGGUGCUUUGGCCUGGGUACUGUCGGACACGCAGGAUCCAAAGGGGAGAGCGUCCGUUUACAUCACUAUCAGGAUGGUAUCAGGGCAGCUAAGAGAAAUAUCCAGACUGAAAUUCAGGUGGCUGUGCACAAAAUCUAUCAGCAACUCUCUGCAACUUUGGAAAGAGCCCUUCAAGCAAACAAACACCACAUAGAGGCACAACAGCGUCUCCUGCUGGUCACGGUGUUUGCCCUCAGUGUGCACUACCAGCCUGUCGAUGUCUCCUUGGCCAUUUCCACUGGUUUGCUCAACGUCCUGUCCCAGUUAUGUGGCACAGACACCAUGCUUGGUCAACCACUACAGCUGCUCCCAAAAAGCGGCAUUUCUCAGCUCAGUACAGCUUUAAAAGUAGCCAGUACCAGAUUACUCCAGAUCCUCGCCAUCACCACAGGAACCUAUGCAGAUAAAUUGAGUCCCAAAGUGGUGCAGUCUUUGUUGGAUCUGCUGUGUAGUCAGCUGAAAAAUCUGUUAUCGCAAGCUGGUGUGAUGCUCAUGGCUUCCUUUGGAGAAAAAGAAGAUGGUGAUGAAGAGGAAGAGGAGGGGAAAAAAGCAGAGUCAAAUGGAGAUAGUGAGAGGAAGGACUUCAGAGUGGCCCUCCGAAAACAGCACGCAGCAGAGUUGCACUUAGGAGACUUCCUAGUUUUCCUUAGACGGGUUGUUUCAUCAAAAGCUAUUCAGUCAAAAAUGGCUUCUCCAAAGUGGACAGAAGUGCUCCUGAAUAUAGCUUCUCAGAAGUGUUCUUCAGGCGUACCCUUGGUGGGCAACUUGAGGACCAGGCUGCUUGCACUUCAUGUCCUGGAAGCUGUGCUGCCGGCUUGUGAAUCGGGAGUUGAAGAUGAUCAGAUGGCUCAGGUAAUUGAGCGGCUGUUCUCCCUUCUGUCUGACUGUAUGUGGGAGAGUCCGGUUGCCCAAGCCAAGCACAGCAUUCAAAUCAAGGAGAAAGAACAAGAAAUGAAACUGCAGAAACAGGGAGAAUCUGAAGAAGAGGAUGAGAAUCUUCCUAUACAGGAAGUGUCCUUUGAUCCUGAGAAGGCCCAGUGCUGCCUAGUGGAGAAUGGUCAGAUCCUCACGCAUGGAAGUGGUGGGAAAGGGUAUGGAUUAGCAUCCACUGGAGUCACUUCAGGAUGUUACCAAUGGAAGUUCUACAUUGUGAAGGAAAACCGUGGCAACGAAGGCACUUGUGUUGGAGUAUCUCGCUGGCCGGUUCAUGACUUCAACCACCGCACUACCUCAGAUAUGUGGCUGUAUAGAGCAUAUAGUGGCAAUCUCUACCAUAAUGGGGAGCAGACGUUGACCCUGACCAGCUUUACCCAAGGAGACUUCAUAACGUGCGUGUUGGACAUGGAAGCGAGAACCAUCUCCUUUGGUAAAAACGGAGAGGAACCAAAACUGGCUUUUGAAGAUGUAGAUGCUGCGGAAUUAUACCCUUGUGUGAUGUUCUAUAGCAGUAAUCCUGGAGAAAAGGUCAAAAUCUGUGACAUGCAAAUGCGUGGCACCCCAAGGGACUUGCUGCCUGGGGACCCCAUCUGCAGCCCGGUUGCUGCCGUGCUGGCAGAGGCCACGAUUCAGCUCAUCCGCAUCCUCCACCGCACAGACCGUUGGACGCAUUGCAUCAACAAGAAAAUGAUGGAGCGGCUGCACAAAAUCAAGACGUGCCUUAAAGAAGGAGGCCAGAAACUGAAGAAGAGCCGUUCUGUCCAGAGCAGAGAGGAGAGUGAGGCGCGAGAGGAGAAGGAGAGCAAGGAGGAGGAGAAGGGCAAGCAUGGCAGUCGGCAUGGGCUGGCCGAGCUCUCUGAGCUGCAGCUGAAGACCCUCUGUGUGGAGGUCUGGCCGGUCCUGGCAGUGAUCGGUGGUGUUGAUGCUGGGCUGAGAGUGGGAGGGCGCUGCGUUCACAAGCAGACGGGACGGCACGCCACCUUGCUCGGAGUGGUCAAAGAAGGCAGCACGUCUGCCAAGGUCCAGUGGGACGAAGCAGAGAUAACAAUCAGCUUCCCAACUUUUUGGUCGCCUAGUGAUACGCCAUUGUAUAAUCUGGAACCUUGUGAACCCCUGCCUUUUGACGUGGCAAGAUUUCGUGGACUGACAGCCACUGUAUUGCUGGACUUAACCUAUCUGACUGGCAUCCACGAAGAUCUGGGGAAGCAGAGUGCCAAGCGACACGAGAAGAAGCACAAACACGACUCGGAGGACAAAGGAGACGACUUGAAAGUGGAAAGUGACUCCGCAUCAGAUGUGCGAUCCGUGCCAAGUUCUGAAGAGGUCAAAUGCCAUGGAGCAGCAAGCUCGAAAUCAGAAAGUGAAAUAGCUUCUUUUUCUUUAGAGUCUGUUUCCUUAGGUAUGGAGUGCCAGCAUCCCAAUGCAGAAGGCAAAAGAAAGAAUCAUGAACAUGCUUCAAAAAAUCACGAUGUGGUACAAUCAGAAAUCAGAGCGGUGCAGUUAUCCUACCUUUACCUCGGUGCUAUGAAAUCGCUUAGCACUCUUCUCAGUUGCAGUAAAUAUGCUGAAUUGCUGCUGAUACCAAAAGUCCUGGCAGAGAGUGGUCAUAAUUCUGAUUGUGCUAGCUCUCCCAUUGUUCACGAAGACGCUGAAAUGCGCGCUGCCUUACAGUUCCUGAUGCGCCACAUGGUGAAACGGGCAGUUAUGCGUUCGCCCAUCAAGAGGGCACUUGGACUGGCAGAUCUGGAACGAGCCCAAGCCAUGAUCUACAAGUUAGUGGUCCAUGGGCUGCUGGAGGACCAGUGUGGUGGCAGAAUUAAGCCAGAAGUGGAUCAGCAAGCAGAUGAAAAUGACCAAGCUCAGCAGGCCCAGACACCUGUGACCACGAGUCCUUCUGCUUCUAGUACCACGUCUUUCAUGAGCAGCUCUCUUGAAGACACUACAACUGCCACGACUCCGGUAACGGAUACCGAAACUGUGCCUGCCUCGGAGUCGCCUGGCGUUAUGCCUCUUAGCCUUCUUAGGCAAAUGUUCUCCAGCUACCCCACCACUACUGUACUUCCGACCAGACGUGCACAAACACCUCCAAUAUCCUCUUUGCCAACAUCUCCCUCUGAUGAAGUGGGCAGGAGACAAAGUCUCACCUCUCCUGACUCUCAGUCUGCAAGACCUGCCAAUCGCACAGCUUUGUCCGACCCGAGCAGCCGCCUUUCCACUUCACCGCCUCCACCUGCUAUUGCUGUGCCAUUGUUGGAAAUGGGGUUCUCCCUCCGGCAGAUUGCAAAAGCAAUGGAAGCCACAGGUGCAAGAGGAGAAGCUGAUGCCCAGAAUAUAACUGUCCUGGCAAUGUGGAUGAUAGAGCAUCCGGGGAAUGAGGAAGAUGAAGAGCCUCAGUCAGAAGAAACCGCAGAUUCCCGCCAUGGGACUGGAGUUUCUGGAGGCAGCGGGAAGUCAAACGAUCAGUGUUACUUGCAGUCUCCUGGAGACAUCCCUUCAGCCGAUGCCACUGAGAUGGAGGACAGCUUUAGUGAAAGUCAUGAUAAUAUGGAUCAUGCGGAAAAUGCAGCCUCUGGAAGUGGACCGACAUCAAGAGGGCGGUCGGCAGUAACAAGGAGACACAAAUUUGACUUAGCUGCUCGGACGCUGCUGGCAAGGGCUGCGGGAUUGUACCGCUCUGUACAGGCCCACAGAAAUCAGAGCCGGAGAGAAGGGAUCUCCUCCUUGCCUCAAGACCCUGGAGCCUUGUAUGAUUUCAACCUGGAUGAGGAGCUGGAAAUCGACCUGGAUGACGAAGCCAUGGAAGCCAUGUUUGGGCAGGACCUGGGCAGUGAUAAUGACAUUCUGGGAAUGUGGAUCCCAGAGGUACUGGAUUGGCCGACUUGGCAUGUUUGCGAGUCCGAAGACAGGGAAGAAGUGGUAGCAUGUGAGUUGUGUGAAUCCAGCGUUGUCAGCUUCAAUCAACACAUGAAAAGAAACCACCCUGGCUGUGGGCGGAGUGCAAACCGGCAAGGCUACCGUAGCAAUGGCUCCUACGUGGACGGAUGGUUUGGUGGGGAAUGCGGAAGUGGCAAUCCUUACUACCUCUUGUGCGGCAGCUGCCGAGAAAAGUACUUGGCUUUGAAGAGCAAAUCGAAGACGUCUGCCUCAGAAAGGUACAAAGGCCAAGCUCCCGAUCUGAUAGGGAAGCAAGACAGUGUCUAUGAAGAAGACUGGGACAUGUUGGAUGUCGAUGAGGAUGAAAAACUGACAGGUGAAGAGGAAUUUGAACUUCUGGCUGGACCUCUUGGGUUAAAUGACCGCCGUAUUGUGCCUGAGCCCGUUCAGUUCCCAGACAGUGAUCCACUGGGCGCCUCUGUUGCCAUGGUCACGGCCACCAACAGCAUGGAGGAAACACUGAUGCAAAUAGGUUGCCAUGGCUCCAUAGAGAAAAGUUCUUCUGGCAGAAUCACCUUGGGAGAGCAGGCUGCUGCUCUGGUGAAUCCACAUGACCGUGUUAUGGCUUUAAGGCGAGUGACGGCAGCAGCACAAGUCCUCCUGGCAAGAACGAUGGUCAUGAGAGCCCUCUCACUACUCUCUGUCAGUGGGUCAAGUUGCAGCCUUGCAGCUGGACUGGAGUCCUUGGGCCUAACGGAUAUCCGGACCCUGGUCCGAUUGAUGUGCCUGGCUGCCGCGGGCAGAGCAGGCCUUUCCACAAGUCCAUGCACUGUCUCCGCGUCCUCCGAGAGAUCGCGAGGCGUGCACAGCAAAAUGAGCAAGCCCAUUUCCUGCUUGGCCUACCUGAGCACCGCUGUGGGCUGCUUGGCUUCAAACACCCCGAGUGCUGCGAAACUGCUGGUGCAGCUGUGCACCCAGAACUUGAUUUCAGCAGCAACUGGUGUAAAUUUGACUACAGUGGACGAUCCGGUGCAACGAAAAUUCCUGCCAAGCUUUCUGCGAGGAAUAGCAGAAGAGAACAAGCUUGUAACAUCACCCAACUUUGUGGUGACUCAAGCGCUUGUAGCUUUGUUGGCAGACAAAGGGGCCAAACUCAGGCCAAAUUAUGAUAAAACCGAAGUUGAAAAGAAAGGUAUAAUUGCCCAUUUGUAUGCCCAUCCUUCCUAUGAUCCUUCUGCUGUAGGCCCUCUGGAGCUGGCUAACGCACUAGCAGCUUGCUGCCUUUCUUCAAGGUUGUCUUCGCAGCACAGGCAGUGGGCCGCUCAGCAGCUGGUCAGGACCCUCGCAGCUCAUGACCGCGACAACCAGAACAGCCCCCAGACCCUGGCGGACAUGGGCGGGGAUCUGCGCAAGUGCUCCGUCAUCAAGCUGGAGGCUCAUCAAAACAGGGUAAUGACCUGUGUGUGGUGCAACAAGAAAGGCCUUCUUGCAACCAGUGGGAAUGAUGGGACGAUAAGAGUUUGGAAUGUGACAAAGAAGCAGUACUCCUUGCAGCAAACAUGUGUCUUCAACAAAUUAGAAGAGGAUCCCGAGGAAAGCCUGGGCUCCCCCGGUGACCCCAGCUUGUCCCUGGUCUGUUGGAGUGUCAGUGGCAAGUAUCUGGCUGGAGCCCUGGAGAAGAUGGUGAACAUCUGGCAAGUCAACGGAGGAAAAGGCCUCUUGGAUGUUCAGCCCCACUGGGUGUCUGCUCUCACGUGGCCAGAGGAAGGACCAGCUACCGCCUGGACUGGGGAGUCUCCAGAAUUGCUGCUUGUAGGUCGGAUGGAUGGAUCUCUCGGGAUGAUUGAAGUGUUGGAUGUUUCCACCAUGCACAGGGUGGAGUUGGAGCACUGCUACAGAAAGGAUGUGUCUGUUACCUGCCUUGCCUGGUUCAGUGAAGAUAAACCGUUUGCAGUUGGCUAUUUGGAUGGGAAAUUGCUGAUAGGCACAAAAGAGCCACUUGCGAAAGGAGGAAUUGUUCUGGUUGAUGCACACAAGGACACCAUUGUUAGCAUGAAAUGGGACCCGACGGGGAAGAUGCUCCUGACAUGUGCUAAGGAAGAACUGGUCAAGCUCUGGGGGCACAUCGGGGGCUGCUGGCGCCAUCUGGACUCCCUGGCCCACCAGGCCGUUGUGAACACCGCCGCCUGGUGCAGCCUGCCAGGGAAAGGACCAGCGCUGCAGCUUGUGCUGGCUACAGGCUGCCAGAAUGGUUUACUCUGUGUUUGGACUGUUCCCCAAGAUGAGCUGGUCCUACUGCAGUCCAGUCAGAGUUGCUCCAAAGGAUGGUGGGACGAGGAAGCCAGUGGCAAGGAUGCAUACAGGAAAGUGGCCGAAACCAAGUGCAUUUAUCAGCUGAAAGGGCACAUCACCCCCGUCCGAACGGUGGCCUUCAGUUCUGAUGGACUGACCUUGGCAUCAGGUGGACUCGGCGGGCUUAUGAACAUUUGGUCUUUACGGGAUGGCUCCGUUUUACAGAGCGUUGUGAUUGGUUCUGGAGCUAUUCAGACUACUGUUUGGAUCCCUGAAGUUGGAGUUGCUGCUUGCUCUAGUAGAUCUAAGGACGUGCUGGUGGUGAACUGCACCUCGGAAUGGAUCUCUUCCAACCACGUCCUUGCCACGUGCAGGACUGCUCUGAAGCAGCAGGGCAUCCUUGGAUUAAACAUGGCGCCUUGCAUGAGGGCUUUCCUGGAACGCCUGCCCAUCAUGCUUCAGGAGCAGUAUGCUUAUGAGAAGCCCCAUGUGGUGUGCGGGGACCAGCUUGUUCACAGUCCCUACAUGCAGUGCCUGGCCUCGCUUGUGGUGGGGCUGCACCUAGACCGGCUCCUGUGUAGCCCCCCAGCCCCGCCUCACCACCAGACCUGCCUCCCUGAUCCUUCCACCUGGAAUCCUACUGAGUGGGCCUGGCUCGAGUGCUUCUCGACCACCAUCAAGGCUGCUGAAGCUCUGGCCAAGGGAGCCCUCUUCCCAGAAUCAUUUACGGUCCCCGAUCUGGAGCCUGUGCCAGAGGAGGAACUUGCACUCCUCAUGGAUAAUGGCAAAUGGAUCAAUGGGAUGGACGAGCAGAUUAUGUCUUGGGCAACAUCACGGCCUGAGGACUGGCACCUUGGUGGGAAAUGUGACGUGUAUCUGUGGGGAGCCGGACGGCAUGGGCAGCUAGCAGAGGCUGGGAGGAAUGUCAUGGUGCCUGUAUCCGCGCCCUCCUUCUCGCAAGCUCAGCAGGUCAUUUGUGGCCAAAAUUGUACAUUUGUGAUCCAAGCUAACGGAACGGUUUUGGCUUGUGGAGAAGGGAGUUAUGGUCGGCUGGGUCAAGGAAACUCAGAUGACCUUCAUGUGCUCACAGUUAUCUCAGCACUGCAAGGUUUUGUGGUAACCCAGCUGGUGACUUCUUGUGGAUCUGACGGGCACUCCAUGGCUUUGACGGAGAGCGGAGAAGUGUUCAGUUGGGGGGAUGGCGAUUACGGCAAACUGGGCCAUGGGAACAGUGACCGACAGCGCCGGCCGAGACAGAUCGAGGCCUUACAAGGAGAAGAAGUUGUGCAGAUGUCUUGUGGCUUCAAGCACUCAGCAGUGGUGACUGCAGAUGGCAAACUGUUUACAUUUGGGAACGGUGAUUAUGGCCGGUUGGGAUUAGGAAACACGUCCAACAAGAAGCUUCCGGAAAGAGUGAUGGCACUGGAGGGCUAUCAGAUUGGGGAGGUUGCUUGUGGGUUAAACCACACCAUAGUUGUGUCCACGGAUGGCUCCCUGGUUUGGGCUUUUGGUGAUGGUGAUUACGGAAAGCUGGGCUUGGGAAACUCAACUGCAAAAUCCUCGCCACAGAAAGUAGAUAUUCUUUGUGGAAUUGGAAUUAAAAAAGUCGCCUGUGGGACGCAGUUUUCAGUUGCAUUGACGAAAGAUGGACAUGUAUAUACAUUUGGGCAAGACCGACUGAUUGGCUUACCAGAAGGCAGAGCCCGGAACCACAACCGUCCCCAACAAGUUCCAGCCUUGACUGGCGUCUUCAUUGAAGAUGUCGCUGUGGGAGCUGAACACACGCUAGCUCUGUCCUCUUCUGGGGACGUGUUUGCUUGGGGUAGCAACUCAGAAGGGCAGCUUGGAUUGGGCCACACCAACCAUGUCCGAGAGCCAACUCUCAUUACGUUCCUGCAAGGGAAGAAUGUCCGGCAGAUUUCAGCAGGACGGUGUCACAGUGCUGCGUGGAGUGCGCCUCCAGUGCCCCCACGAGCUCCAGGGGUGUCGGUGCCCUUGCAGCUGGGCUUGCCCGAUGCCGUUCCACCGCAGUACGGGGCACUGAAGGAAGUGAGCAUCCACACCGUGCGGGCCAGGCUCCGGCUGCUCUAUCACUUCUCAGACCUCAUGUAUUCCUCGUGGAGGUUGCUGAAUCUCAGUCCCAAUAACCAGAGCAGCACAUCCCAUUACAAUGCGGGCACUUGGGGCAUUGUCCAGGGGCAGCUGAGGCCGCUGCUUGCACCUAGAGUCUACACCCUCCCCAUGGUCCGCUCCAUCGGGAAGACCAUGGUGCAGGGGAAGAACUACGGGCCCCAGAUAACGGUCAAAAGGAUAUCAACCAGAGGUCGGAAGUGUAAGCCUAUUUUUGUGCAGAUCGCCAGACAAGUUGUGAAGCUAAACGCUUCCGAUCUCCGCUUACCCUCUCGUGCCUGGAAAGUGAAAUUAGUUGGAGAAGGGGCUGAUGAUGCUGGCGGAGUCUUCGAUGACACCAUCACCGAAAUGUGCCAGGAACUUGAAACUGGCGUGGUGGAGCUUUUGAUUCCUUCCCCAAAUGCCACAGCUGAAGUAGGCUACAAUAGAGAUAGGUUCCUCUUCAACCCUUCCGCCUGCUUAGACGAACACCUGAUGCAGUUCAAGUUCCUGGGCAUUCUGAUGGGCGUGGCCAUUCGUACCAAGAAGCCUUUAGACCUCCACCUGGCCCCCAUGGUCUGGAAGCAACUGUGCUGUAUCCCACUCACCUUGGAGGACCUGGAGGAAGUGGACCUUCUCUACGUGCAAACCCUCAACAGCAUUCUUCACAUUGAAGACGGUGGGAUUACGGAAGAGAAUUUUCACGAGAUGAUUCCUCUGGAUUCUUUUGUUGGCCAGAGUGCCGAUGGAAAAAUGGUGCCCAUAAUCCCUGGUGGGAACAGUAUCCCACUCACCUUCUCAAACAGGAAGGAAUACGUGGAGAGGGCCAUCGAGUACAGGCUCCAUGAAAUGGACCGCCAGGUGGCUGCAGUGCGUGAGGGGAUGUCUUGGAUCGUGCCCGUGCCCUUGCUGUCUCUGCUCACUGCUAAGCAGCUGGAGCAGAUGGUCUGUGGAAUGCCAGAAAUUUCCGUGGAAGUCCUGAAGAAGGUUGUGCGGUACAGAGAAGUCGAUGAGCAGCACCAGUUGGUGCAAUGGUUCUGGCACACGCUAGACGAGUUCUCCAAUGAGGAGCGAGUCCUUUUCAUGAGGUUUGUCUCGGGGAGAUCUCGCCUCCCGGCUAACACAGCAGAUAUUUCUCAGCGUUUCCAAAUAAUGAAGGUUGAUAGGCCUUAUGACAGCUUGCCUACCUCACAGACUUGUUUCUUUCAACUGAGGCUCCCGCCCUAUUCCAGUCAGCUAAUCAUGGCCGAGCGUUUGCGCUAUGCAAUCAACAAUUGCAGGUCUAUAGAUAUGGACAAUUACAUGCUGUCCCGCAACGUGGACAACGCCGAGGGCUCGGACACAGAUUACUAACCCUGUGGACAAAAUCAUCUUCCUCUCGCACAAACAGCACCCCUGGUCAGAUUUCAAUGUGGAUGCCAUUUUCUGGUAACGGUAGAUGUGUUAGGAACAUAAACUGCGGCCACCUUUUUAGUUACUCUAAAUGUAAUGAAACUUAGAUGUGUUUAUUUUUUGUGAUUGUAAACAAAAAAAAAUGCAAAAAAGUGAGAUCAGUAAGGGUUUUUCCCCCCUUCCCUUCCCCCCAUUUUUGUUCACUUUUGAUAAGUUUGCAUGGAGCCUUUCUGGUGCAUUUUUGUUGGGAAUGGUAUAUUUAUAAGCCCUCCCAGUGAACAUGAAGAGUUGUACAUUGUGUAUAAUUGUUCAUUAGAAAGGACAGUUUUACAUGAAUAUUCAUAUAUUUAUUUUUGUUUUACUUUGAAAUGCCUGUGCAGGGUUCCUUAUGCAGAGAAAAUAAAGCAUAUUCAAGAACUGAA
Molecule: messenger RNA, 15360 nt
Organism: Hemicordylus capensis (graceful crag lizard)
Lineage: Eukaryota; Metazoa; Chordata; Lepidosauria; Squamata; Cordylidae
Gene: HERC1
Product: HECT and RLD domain containing E3 ubiquitin protein ligase family member 1
Exons: 79
Coding region: 185-14899 (4904 amino acids)
Molecular function (GO): ubiquitin-protein transferase activity; protein binding
Source: RefSeq, a predicted model, not a curated record